Messenger RNA from Funneliformis caledonium, 291 nucleotides. NCBI's taxonomy places the organism in Eukaryota, Fungi, Glomeromycota, Glomeromycetes, Glomerales, Glomeraceae. The record is from the annotation of a GenBank genome assembly.
AUGGUCACCUUUACAGGUAAGAACGGUCACCGGCUGUUGUCAGGCAUAAGCACGCUCUACUUGUACUUCUAUCACAACUGCUGGCCUGUUGCCAGAGCACAGUGUAAUAGGGUUGCAAAAGGUGAUGAUUAUUAUCUCACUUCACACUUCCAUUGGUCCCCACCUUUACAACGUAAUAGGGUUGUGAAGAGAAGUCUCACUGGUGGAUUAUCUCCACUUCACACUUCCAUGGGUCAUCUACCGGCUGUUGCCAGACAUAGUAGUCAUGGGUCAGAAAAACUAAAAAUGUAA